Molecule: messenger RNA, 2321 nt
Organism: Chinchilla lanigera (long-tailed chinchilla)
Lineage: Eukaryota; Metazoa; Chordata; Mammalia; Rodentia; Chinchillidae
Gene: Mpp4
Product: membrane protein, palmitoylated 4 (MAGUK p55 subfamily member 4)
Exons: 21
Coding region: 1-1914 (637 amino acids)
Cellular component (GO): adherens junction; plasma membrane
Molecular function (GO): protein binding
Source: RefSeq, a predicted model, not a curated record
AUGAUUCAGUCAGACCCAGGGGCAGAUCUACCAGACAAGGACAGGAAGCUUUCCACGGCGGACCACGUGGAGAAUGGUCUCUCCAGAAUCCUGAGGCUCCUGCUGCAGGAGCUGAGUCUGUUCUACAGCCGCGACGUGAGCGGAGUGAGCCUGCUGUAUGACCUUCUGCACUCCCCGUGGCUGCAGGCGCUGCUGAAGGUUUACGGCUGCCUCCAGGAAUUUAGAGAAAAGAAGCCAGUUCCUACCACACACUGCGCACAGCAGUUAUCCCGGGAGGUAGUGGAGCAAUUACAUGAAAGCCCUGAUUCCCUUGAGAUCCAGGAGCUGAGACAAAUCCUCCAGGCUCCACACUACAAGGCCUUGCUCAGCGCGCACGACACGGUGGCACAGAAGGACUUUGAGCCCCUCCUCCCGCCACUGCCAGACAGUCUCCCUGGAGAUGAAGAAGCAACGAGGAUUGUUUGUUUGGUGAAAAACCAGCAGCCCUUGGGAGCUACUAUCAAGCGCCAUGAGAUAACAGGGGACAUCCUGGUGGCCAGGGUCAUCCACGGAGGGCUGGUGGACAGGAGUGGGUUGCUGUAUGCUGGAGACAAACUGGUGGAGGUGAACGGGGUUUCUGUUGAGGGGCUGGAGCCUGAGCAAGUGAUCCACAUUCUGGCGAUGUCCCAGGGCACAGUCGUGUUCAAGGUGGUUCCGGUUUCCGACCCGCCCGUGAGCGGCUGGAGGACGGUGCACGUGCGCGCCAUGGCCGAGUACCGGCCGCGGGAGGACCCCGCCAUCCCCUGCGCGGACGCGGGGCUGCCCUUCCGGAAGGGGGACGUGCUGCAGGUCGUGGACCAGAGCGACGCCCUCUGGUGGCAGGCCCGGAGAGCCUCCGAGCCGGCGGCCUGCGCGGGGCUCAUCCCCUCCGCUCACCUGCUGAGGAGGAAGCAACGAGAGUUCUGGUGGUCUCAGCCGUACCAGCCUCACACCUGCCUCAAACCAUCCAUAUCAAUUUCUAUGGAAGAAGACGAUUACAUGAAGAUUGAUGAGAAGUGUGUGGAAGCAGAUGAAGAAACAUUUGAAUCUGAGGAACUUUCAGAAGACAAGGAGGAAUUCGUGGGCUACGGGCAGAAGUUCUUUCUUGCCGGCUUCCGCCGCAGCCUGCGCCUCUGUCGCAGGAAGUCGCACCGUGGCCAGCUGUGGGCCAGCCUACGUGGCACGGGCACUGGCGGCUGCUGCACGGCCGUGGGGACUCCGUAUGAGGAGGUGGCCAGGUACCAGCGCCACCCGGCAGACAGGCACCGCCUGGUUGUGCUCGUAGGGCCUUCUGGUGUUGGAGUCAAUGAACUGAGAAGACGACUUAUUGAAUUUAACCCCAGCCAUUUUCAAAGUGCUGUGCCACACACCACUCGUUCCCCAAAAAGCUACGAGAUGAACGGGCGUGAGUAUCACUAUGUGUCCAAGGAAACAUUUGAAAGCCUCAUCUACAGUCACAGGAUGCUGGAAUGUGGCGAGUACAAAGGCCACCUGUACGGCACCAGCGUGGAUGCUGUUCACACGGUUCUUGAUGAGGGAAAGAUCUGUGUCCUGGACUUAGAGCCUCAGGAUAUUCAAGUGGCUCGAACCAGUGAACUGAAGCCCUAUGUUAUAUUUAUAAAGCCAUCUAGCAUGAGUUCUAUGAAACAGUCCCGGAAAAAUGCCAGGAUUAUUACCGACUACUUUGUGGACAUGAAGCUCCAGGAUGAAGACCUACAAGAGAUGGAAGAAUUAGCCCAGAAGAUGGAAACUCAGUUUGGCCAAUUUUUCGAUCAUGUGAUUGUGAAUGACAGUUUCCAAGAUGCAUGUGCCCAACUGUUGUCUGCCAUACAGAGGGCUCAGGAGGACCCUCAGUGGGUACCAGCAACAUGGAUUUCCUCUGAUACCGAGGCUUAAUCGGGCGUCUUGCUUCAAACUGGAAUUUUAGCACUGUACCCUUGUCACAGAUGACAGCAGUAUUUGACCCUAAUAAUAACGUGUGCAAUGUGUAAAGCACUGGUUUAUUCAGGCACUCUUAUUUGAAGAAACUGCGUGGUUAUAUAUGGUGUCAUAUGUAUUGCAUGGUUACACAGGCAAUUUUUUUUUUCCUGUACUUUAUAUGAAACAGCAGUAGAAAUAGGCCAGGGAUAUAGCUCAGUGGUGUAAGUGCCGUGUCGGGCAAGCACAAGGUACUGAGUUCGAUUCCCGGUACCAAAAAACCCCCACAUAAUGCUAACAGAACCGUUCAUAGAUUGCAUUGUCUUUGUACGAUUCUGGGAAAAAGACCUCUCCUAAAUAAAAUAAGCGGUAUUUAAUUUCAAAAA